Molecule: messenger RNA, 2477 nt
Organism: Mangifera indica (mango)
Lineage: Eukaryota; Viridiplantae; Streptophyta; Magnoliopsida; Sapindales; Anacardiaceae
Product: probable mediator of RNA polymerase II transcription subunit 26b
Exons: 9
Coding region: 757-2118 (453 amino acids)
Cellular component (GO): nucleus
Source: RefSeq, a predicted model, not a curated record
CUCUUUCUCGCGCUUUCUCUCUCUUUCCAUUACUUGCAAUUUGUUUCUUUGUAUUGAUAAGGUCAAUCCAGAGAACAAAGGAAGCUCCAUUUUUCUCAUAUUAAAAUAGUGAGAAAGAAAGAGGAGAGAGAGAGUUUAGGGUUUCAAAGUAAAAUUAUCUGGUGCAAUAUUUUGCUUUUAAACCUGAAAAACUAUUGGCGUUUUGCAGCACCUGGUAAUUGUAAUAAACAAAACAAGGAAACAGAAAAACAGAACAAAAAAAAAAAAAAAGCCUCCCAUAGCUUUCUUGUUUUGCACCUAAUUUUCAUUUCAAAUUGCUGUUUUGGUUUUCCCAAAUUAUCGCUUUGAUUUUUUUUUUUUCUCUACAAGAAACCGCGUUGUUUUUUUGGUCCUGUUUCCUGUUUUUGUGUGUCAGAGUGAGAAGAAAAUUUUCUCCUCUUUGAUUAUAUCCUCAAAUCCUAUCUUAACGUAAUCCAUUCCCUCAUCAACAUCCGAAAACCCCAGGAAAAAAAAUAUUAUUAUUAAAUCCUUCUUAGUCAAUUUUGAUUGGCAAAAAUACCUUCAAUCCUUUGUUUCUGAUUAACAACCAACUAAAUUAGGCUAAAAAUUAGAUUUUAAUAUCUGGGUUAUCUCCCAAUUCAUCUGAAAAACAAUUUUGAAUUUCUGGGUAUUGAAAUGACCCUAGGAAAAUCCUGUUGAAUCCGAUAUUUUGAUCUAAAGUAACCAGUAUCGGAUCCAGGAUUUGUUUAUUUAAUCAUGUCAGGGUCUUUAGAUAACUGGAGAAAUUAUUUCCGCACCGCAAAUGGGGAUAUAUUCGAUAUCAUCGACCACGCGGUGAUGGUUGCAGCUUUGGAUUGUCCAAAAGAAUUCAAAUUGAGAAGGGAUCGAAUUGCAGAGAAGUUGUUUACGUGUAAGGUGACUCAGUGUUUAGGCUGUAAAAGGGUGGAGUUGAAUGUUCCUUGUAAUGAGUCUGAUGAUGAUGAAGAAGAUGAAAUGAUCGGUCGUAAAAGAGAUGAAGGAGGUGGAAGUAAAGAAAGUAAGGUUAAUAGUAGUCGGGAUGAUUGGGAUAAUGAUAAUGAUCUUCAUAUAAAUGUUGAUAAUGAUAAUCAGAUUCUUAGUAAUUUUAGCUUCGGAGAAGCUGAGGCAUUGACUGAUGAGAUUGAAGAGGAAUCACAAAUUGUAGGAGAGGUGUUGAGAAUUAAAGAGAUUCUUGACAGCAGCCAAGAUGAGUCUGAUUCCAUGUUGUUUGAUUGCUUGAGGAGGCUUCAAUUGAUGGAUUUGACUGUGGAUACUCUCAAGGCGACCGAGAUUGGGAAGGCUGUUAAUAGCCUCAAAAAGCAUGGUUCCAAACAAAUUCGACAUCUUUCUCGAACUCUUAUACAGGGUUGGAAGGAUUUGGUCAAUGAAUGGGUCAGUGCUACAAAGGCUAUUGCAGUGGUUGCAGAAAGUACUCCUGAUUCUAUGGACCCAUCUGUUCUUGACGAAGAAGAAGGGCUUCCAUUUCCUCCUCUGGAUGAUUUAGCUUUCUUCGUAACUCCAACCACUGGAAUGGAGCUCUCACAGUUCUUUGAUGGCAUGGAUGAUGAUGGAAAUCCUCGGAACAGUGGGGAAUUCAUCAAGAACCGUGAAAAUGGAAGAAAACCAUCAGUGGAGCAACAAAAUAUUGUGAAGCGAAAACAGCAAACUACAGACGAGGUGAAUCUGCGUGCUAAGGACAAUAAGAGUCAACAAACGAAGAGACUUGAUUCUGUUGCGAAACCUAAUAAACCAUCGAACACCCAUUCUGGACCUGGUAGACCUCCCAAGCAAAGUAUGGGGCAAGGAAUGAAUAAUGAAUCAAAUGUUGAGCAGAAAACAGAUAAGGCUGCCAUCCACAAGAGGCCACUGAACUGUCAACAAGAUAGAUUCAAGUUGUCAGAUGAAGUUGCAGUCCAAGCAAAACUUGAAGCCACUAAGAGGAAACUUCAAGAGAGUUAUCAACAGGCCCAAAACGCAAAGAAGCAAAGGACAAUUCAGGUGAUGGACUUGCAUGAUCUCCCAAAGCAAGGACUUGGCCAUAGAAAUCCACAGGUGAGGCCUGGGAACCAUAACAGGCAUUGGGCAAAUGGUCGGCGGUAAAUUCUUCAGUAUGGAACUGUUUUGAUAGCCUUUCAAGAUUUUGUUCAUCCUGACAGACGGCGGAGAAAACAACAUUUUAGAACAUGGAGUUAUAGAGACCUAAUUUGAUAGAAUUAGGGGGUGGGUGGGCCAUCUAUCUCUUGUUGAUCGAAUGAAUUUCUUCUGUAAAGAGUCUUUAUAUGUACCCGCCCAUUUGAUUGAUACUAAACAGAAUUUCUGUUGUUUUUAAUUUUUUUAUUAUGAAUAGGCAAAUGGAAUUGAGGGAAAACAAGAGAAUGUUUGAAAACAAUGUAACAACAACAAUACCAAUAUCAUCAUCAAAGUUUAUUUUUAGUGAAAAUAUCUUGGAUUUUACCUUA